UUCGCUUCCCGACACAGUCAGAGGAGCAGAGAAAAUGACGCUGAAAAGCGCCUUUUCGCUUCUUCUUCUUCUUCUAGCCCUUGCAGCUUGCGCCGCUCUGGCCGCGAAGGAUCGCAUCCCAGCACCGUACUUCACCGAUGGAGAGAAUUUGAGUGCUGAGAACUGUGGCGUUGGAGAAAAAUAUUGGGUAGCGGAAGUAUCAUUCCGCUCGAAAAUUGUUUGCUUUGGAGCAAUUAUAUCCCACAGGACUAUUCUCACGAACGCAUGCGAUUUGCAGACGGAUGAUAUCAGAGAUGUAUCGGUUCACAUCGCCAAAGAAUGUGUAAAAAUAAGCAGUAAUACCGGUUAUGGAAAAUGCGCUGGAAUCAUUGAUAUCAAGGUGAGAGAAGUGGUUUUGAUAAACAGCGAUCUCUUGGAAGAACGAGCGUACGAAUUUCCGAUCUACAUUCUAAGAACAAAAAAUAAGAUGCCAGCUAAUAUUUCUCCAAUUUGUUUGUUCAACCGCGGCAAUCAAAUGGACUUGGUAGAGGAUCCCCAAUCAAAGUACUCUUCUUUGGCGACGCCGGCAAUUGGUCCAGAAACGAAUCGAACAUCGUAUGUUCAAAUUAUUUUUACUUCAAAGCUUUUGUCAGGAUUAAAUAUCGUGUCCGAUGACAAUUGUCUGGAAUACUCACGCAAGCAUCAUGUAGAGAUUGCCCAGCCCUCUCUUCAAACCCGGUUCGUGUGCGUGCGUCAACAGAAAUAUCGAAAGCACGUUCAUGGAAGCUUAUUAUUCCUCGUGAAUGUCUACCAGGGAAGGUCCUUCAUUAGAGGCAUGACAGCUUAUUCCGAUUUAAAAAACGGAAAUAUCACGUAUACAGCAUAUAUCGAUAUUCUGCCUUACGUCGAAUCCAUCGUGCGGAACUCGGAUGACAUGUCAGUACUAUCCCCCGUUCCACCUGUAAAGUCAAUCAGAGCUUUUAGGAGUCCUGACGACCUGAGCUUCCCGAAUUGCGGACUGAAAUCAAGAGUGGUUCGGAGCAGACGGGAGACAGGAGACGAGGUUGAAGAAAUCAGGUCGCGCCAGUUGAUAUUGGCCGGAAGCAGAGCCCAACGCGGCGCACACCCAUGGCAUGCUACAGUCGAGGGCCUUGGUUUCUCGUGCGGUGGAAGUCUCAUAUCGAAAAGGGCGGUUUUGACAGCCGCUCACUGUAUCGAAGGACAAAAAGCUGAGGACUUUGAAGUCACCAUUGGGAUGUAUGACAAGACUCUGAGGCAUUCUGCUGACAUUCAGAUUAAAACACCCAGCAGGCUGAAAAUUCAUCCAAAGUACUCGAGAGGGAAGUUCCACUACGACGUCGGUCUCAUGAUUUUCGAAAAAGGAUUUGAACUGACCGAUCACGUACGCCCGAUUUGUCUGUGGAACGAAGACACCAAUCUUGACGCCGUCGCCGGAAAAUCCGCUUUGGUGGUUGGCUACGGAUAUUUUAAGAAUUACUCUCACCCUGAGACGCUGCAAGAGGCUGAAAUACCGAUAAGAUCACACUUGGAGUGCUACCACAGUCUGAGGAAAUAUUACGGAGCGCGAUUGAAGCCUGGAGACAAUUUUUGCGCUGGUUAUACAAACGGUACAAACGUGUGCAACGGAGACAGUGGCAGCAGCCUCUCACUGGAAAAAGACGGAAGGUGGUUUAUUAGAGGCAUUGUCAGCUUUGCCAAAUCAAAAAAAGUCCAAAUUAAUGACGCAGAAGCCAAAGUGUGCGAUCCUGACGCUUUUCCCUUGUUCUCUGACGUGGCUUAUUACAUCGAUUGGAUUGUGCACAACACCCCUGACAUCUAUUUCGACUAUUCCGGCUGAUGAAUGAUUUACUGAAUUUACAAAUUUUGUAAUUGUUUAACAAUAAAUAUGAAAUAGAAGCGCAA
Messenger RNA from Cloeon dipterum, 1902 nucleotides. RefSeq lists its product as uncharacterized. The record is from RefSeq and is a predicted model, not a curated record. Gene Ontology annotation, biological process: proteolysis. Gene Ontology annotation, molecular function: serine-type endopeptidase activity. Lineage: Eukaryota; Metazoa; Arthropoda; Insecta; Ephemeroptera; Baetidae. The transcript is spliced from 12 exons. The coding region runs from base 35 to 1837 and encodes 600 amino acids.